CCGAUCGACCAGACUCAUGCGUAGUGACCGUCACCUAUGCUCCCGCUCAGUUCCUCUCCGGGCCACCAGUCGCGCAGUGGCGCCACCGUCGCCGCCCCUCUGCUACCGUCGGCCGGUGACCUGCCGCCGCGCCGCGUCAGUCUGUGCCCAUCACCGGCACCAUGUGGACCGCCCUGUACGGAGCGCUGGUGGUCGCGGCCGCGACGGCCGUCUGCGGCGGCUACAGUGAGGACUUUUUCUCGUCGACAUCCCGGCUGGAGCAGCUGGUGGGCCAGGAGGAGGUGGUGGUGGACAAGCUGGAGCGGUACCUGGAGGAGGCCUACCACAGCCUGGAGACGGUGCGCAGCUAUGUGACGUCAUUCCGAGAGAUGCGGGCCGGCUCGUCCAUCCACCACCCGGUCGAGGCGUUCCUCAUGCUGCGGCGGCUCACCGUCGACUGGGACAUCGUCGAGGACGACCUCCGACGGCAGGCCAACCAGACGCAAGAGACUCUGCGCUCGAUCGGCGGGUUCCGGGCCGACCGGCCGUUCCCCGAGGCGGACGACCUGCACGGGGCGGCCGUGGCGCUCAUACGACUGCAGGACACCUACCAGCUCAACAUGACCCAGCUGCCGCGGGGACAUAUCGCCAGCUUCGGCCCCGAGCCGGCCGCAGAGUUCCAGAGCGCCCAGGAGCUGACUGCGCGCGACUGUCUGUUCAUCGGUCGACACGCGUUCAGCCGCGGCCUGUACGACGCCGCCAUCGAGUGGUUCGAGGCGGCCCUGUGGCGGACAGAGGAGGAACCGGAGGGCGCCGUCACCGCCACACGGGACGAGAUCGAGCCGCUGCUCACAUCCACCAUCAAACUGCACGACUCGGUACUGGAGGAGCAGGGUCCGCGUGGUGAGGACUGGCGCACCAACCCAGUACCGAUCGACCGCCGACUGGCCGAGCAGGAGCGGUACCAGCCGCCGCGACUGGCGGUGUUCCGGCCGCGGCUGCACCAGCCGCAGGCAGAGGCGGAGGAGGAGGAGCACUACCAGAGACUCUGCAGAGGGGAGAGACUCCGGUCGCCAGCGGAGGAGGCCGAGCUCAGCUGUCACCUGACCUCCAACGGCAGUCCUCUGCUGCUGCUGUCUCCGCUGCGGGUGGAGGUGCUCAGCCGUCAGCCCUACAUCGUCAUGCUGCACCAGCUGGUGACCGAGACAGAGGUCAGCCAGUUCCAGGAGCUGGCCGGGCCGCGGCUGGCCACCUCCCGGCACCGCCACCCGGACGGCGAGUUUGUGGCCAGCAUGAGCCGCAUCAGCAAAAACGCCUGGAUCCCGGACGACGAGGACCCGACGGGAAUGCUAGCGAGGGUCACACGGCGAGUGGCAGCCUCCAGCGGACUGAAGUGCGACAACGACAUGGCCGCCGAGGCAUUCCAGGUCGCCAACUACGGUAUCGGCGGUCUGUACGUGACCCACACGGACCACCACAUGGCUGAGGUGCCGCGGGGGCCGCACGCCCACUGGGAGACCAUGAUCGGCGACCGGCUGGCCACCUGGAUGGUCUAUCUCUCGGACGUGCCGGCCGGGGGUGCCACCGUGUUCCCGCGAGCAGGCGUCACCGUCUGGCCCGAGAGGGGCAGCGUGGCGUUCUGGUGGAACCUGAACGCCGCUGGAAAAGGAGACGACGACACGCGACACGCCGCCUGUCCAGUGCUGCACGGCAGCAAGUGGGUAUCGAACAAGUGGAUCCACUAUAACGAGCAGUUCCGAGCAAAGCCCUGUGGGCUGACCCCGGACGCCAUUCACCAAACGCCCUGAACACCGAGCGCGAGCGACGCCCUGGGAGCGCCUCAGAAGACAGACUCAUCGACGCCCUGGCGCCCUGGGAGCCUCAAAGACGCCCUCACCGCCGAUCGGCACCCAAUGGAAAGACGCCUGACGCCCCAGCAGAUGCUCUAACCGACGCUAGGGCGCUCGACAGGCCCUCAGACUGAUGACGGGAGGUCCUGGUGACGUGACUGCAAGUUUUUAUGACCGAUUGGUCAGACAAGACGGAAACAGACAGGAAAGUGUCUGGCCCCAGACUGUACGAAGAAGGAACGAAGAAUGGGGGCAACAAGAGGUCGGCAGUGAGCGGACACCGUCAGCAACGGGCAGCAUCAGCCUCUUGCCACGGAGCACGCAACCGUUCGGCAUUACACGGGGCGGAGUUAAUCAGGUGACUGAAAUCAAAUACCGCUCAAGCAGUUACGUUCAUUGGUGCUGGUCCUGAAUGUUUCCUCCAAUAUGUUUUAGUCGGCCGUGGUCUGAGAGAGCCAGAAGGAUAACUUUUAAGGAAAUGCACGCUACACGGCAGCGAGUACGUCUGUCAUAAUGUCAUGGCUUCAGGCUGGGUGGACUGUCACAUUCUUACAAAACUAAUUGAAGAACACCUGCAACGUUCGCGGGGCACGAUUGGCUUUGUUCGGGUUUAGAGGAAAAAAAGAUGCCGGUGAUCUACUAACCCUUCAACUUACUUUAACUACAGG
This is a messenger RNA of Amphibalanus amphitrite, 2497 nucleotides long. RefSeq names its product prolyl 4-hydroxylase subunit alpha-2-like. Lineage: Eukaryota; Metazoa; Arthropoda; Thecostraca; Balanomorpha; Balanidae. The coding region runs from base 162 to 1787 and encodes 541 amino acids. Gene Ontology annotation, biological process: peptidyl-proline hydroxylation to 4-hydroxy-L-proline. Gene Ontology annotation, molecular function: iron ion binding; protein binding; L-ascorbic acid binding. Gene Ontology annotation, cellular component: endoplasmic reticulum. The record is from RefSeq and is a predicted model, not a curated record. The transcript is spliced from 9 exons.